Exophiala bonariae is the source of this 822-nucleotide messenger RNA. RefSeq lists its product as uncharacterized. Lineage: Eukaryota; Fungi; Ascomycota; Eurotiomycetes; Chaetothyriales; Herpotrichiellaceae. The record is from RefSeq and is a predicted model, not a curated record. The coding region runs from base 1 to 822 and encodes 273 amino acids. The transcript has a single exon.
AUGACCACCUCCAAGUCCGCAAAGUCCCUCAUCCCCUCUGACCCCGCAAAGGUCAUGGUCAUUCGAGACAUCACACCCACCAUCACUACCCUGAGCGUUCCGUUUCUACGAUUCGGUCACAUCAAGGUUGGCGGUCGUGGAACAUUGGUCAAACUCCAGACCGGCAAUGUCGCAGUCUUCUCUCCCGUCGCAUUGACCCCUGCGGUCAAGGACAAAGUGCGGGCCUUGGGAAAUCUCAAGUACAUCGUCGCACCCGACAUCGAACACCAUAUCUUCCUCUCUACCUGGGCUGCAGAGUACCCCGAUGCCGAAGUCAUUGGAAUGGAAGGUCUGCCAGAGAAAAGAGAAGGAGAUGAAGCCACCAAAGGACUCAAAUUCUCCCACGUCUUCUCCCAGAGUAACAAACUCGACCUCAAGAUCUCUCCCGAAUUCGACGCCGAGUUCUCUUCGGAGUACUUCCACUCCCACGCCAACAAAGAACUCGUCUUCCUCCACAAGCCCACCCGAACCUUGAUCGAGGCCGAUCUUCUCUUCAACCUCCCGGCCACCGAACAAUUCUCCAAGACUGGCGUUGAUGCCACUUCAGGCAUCUUGACCAAGCUGUUUGGCGGUCUUAUGAACACCCGCGGCGACAUGGUCUGGCAAAAGCGCUUCUUGUGGUAUGCAGCUGGCGGUAAAGACAGACAAGGCUUCACCGCCUCAGCCAACAGAAUCAAGGCUUGGGAUUACGACCGAGUCAUCCCUUGUCACGGAGACGUGAUCGAGACCGGCGGCAAGACCAUCGUUGAUAGAGCCACUGCCUGGUUCACCGAGGGCAAAUGA